AUGGCUACCCGCACCUUGUCGCACAACAGUUACGGAGAUAAUGCCCGCAUCCACCAAGGCGACGUUAUUCUUGAUAAUUCGCGCCAAAAUCUCGACCUUCAAGUUGCGCAAGAUGCGUCAUUCGAUUCGCGUGCCGAUGAACAUAACGAGCAAUGUCAUCCCGACACCCGUACCGACCUGCUCCAAUAUAUACAAACAUGGGCCGACGAUCCUUACAGCGAAUGCAUAUUCUUGCUGAACGGCAAGGCAGGCACGGGCAAGUCCACAAUUUCCCGCACUCUUGCGACCCGUUUCAAUGAGCAGAGAAUUCUCGGCGCCAGCUUCUUCUUCAAAAGAGGCGAGCGGGGCCGAGGGGACGCAGCCCUUUUCUUUACGACUAUCGCUAAACAGUUGAUUGAUGAGGUGCCCGCUAUGGCUCCCUACAUCAGAGAUGCUGUGAAAAGUGACUCGAGCAUCCACGACAAGGCCCUCAAGGUGCAGUUUGACAAGCUCAUCUUGCAGCCACUAGGCAAGAUGGGCGAGUCUGAGAUUCCUCCCGUGCUUGUGAUUGUGGUCGACGCUCUGGAUGAAUGCGACGGUUUGGACGAUAUCAAAAUUAUUAUUCACUUACUCUCUCGAUUAACAUCUUUGACUCCCGUGCGCCUCAGGGUUUUCGUCACGAGCAGGCCUGAGCUAGCUAUUCGCCUCGGUUUCAAGGACAUCCAAGGCACGUACCUGAGUGUGGAGCUUGAUCAGAUACCCGAUGAUGUGGUCGAACGCGACAUCACCACGUUCCUAAACUACAAGCUGGCAAGGAUCAGAGAAGAAUACAGCAGUCAGGUAUAUGACGAUCUACGUCUCCCGUCGGAUUGGCCCGGCAAACAGGUCGUCCAAACAUUGGUCCGUAUGGCCGUUCCGCUUUUCAGCUUUGCUGCAACUCUCUGUCGCUUCAUUGAGGAUGAGCAGUGUUGGGACCCAGCAGGCCAAUUAGAAAAGAUUCUGAACUACAGAACGACUGGAGAUGACAAGUUUGACAAGUUCGGUGCUACCUACAACCCUGUACUGGAUCAGCUGCUCGUUAACAGGACUGGCGCUAGAGCAGAUCGUAUACUAAACGAGUUCCGGAACGUCGUUGGCUCCAUUGUUCUACUUGCGGAACCUUUAUCAGCUUUAUGUCUUUCAAAGCUUCUUCAGGUCACUAUGCAGUCUAUCACCCCACUACUCAACCGUCUGCAUUCUGUUCUUCAUAUCCCAUCUCAGGCGGAUGUCCCUAUCAGGCUCUUUCACCUUUCCUUCCGCGACUUUCUGAUCGACCCUGCUGAUCGCGGCAAACCCCAGUUUUGGGUAGAUGGGAAAGAAACCCAUGCGCAUUUGGCUUCAAACUGUCUCCGUAUUAUGAAUGAAGUACUUCGAAGAAAUAUUUGUGGUAUUCAAGAACCAGGAACACCUCGUUCAUCGAUAGACCCACAGAUGAUAGGCGAGAAUCUACAACUAGAAGUCCAGUACGCCUGUCGGCAUUGGUCGUAUCACUUACAGCAAGCCUCGGCGCUUAUCUCAGAUGAUAAUGAAGCGUAUUGCUUUCUCAACCGGCACUUUCUUCACUGGCUAGAGGCAUUGAGUCUCUUGGGAAGAGCAUCUGAAAGUGUCCAGGCGAUCAAGACAUUGAAAGCCGUUGUACAGCCCGAUAGUUUCAAGGCUAUCAGCUUCCUGAACGAUGCCAACCGCUUCGUCUUAGUUAUGCUCCCUAUUAUUCAACAGGCGCCCCUCCAAGUAUACUCGUCAGCGCUUGCCUUUGCGCCUACCAGUAGUGUUAUUCGAAUGGUCAUCGAGCAAGAAAUAACAAGCCGGGUAUCUCUUCUGCCAAAAGUAGAAAGUGAUUGGGGCCAAUGCCAGCAGUUACUCGAGGGCCGUAGCAGCAACGUCAGAUCGGUGGUCGUCUCGCACGACUCGAAGCUCGUGGCCUCCGCCUCAGACGACAAGACGGUCCGGAUCUGGUCAGCUGACACCAGUGACUAUAUACGGAAACUCGAGUGCCAUAGCGAUACCGUCAACUAG
Molecule: messenger RNA, 2034 nt
Organism: Pseudomassariella vexata
Lineage: Eukaryota; Fungi; Ascomycota; Sordariomycetes; Amphisphaeriales; Pseudomassariaceae
Exons: 3
Coding region: 1-2034 (677 amino acids)
Molecular function (GO): protein binding
Source: RefSeq, a predicted model, not a curated record